This is a messenger RNA of Silurus meridionalis, 2137 nucleotides long. RefSeq names its product monocarboxylate transporter 7. NCBI's taxonomy places the organism in Eukaryota, Metazoa, Chordata, Actinopteri, Siluriformes, Siluridae. The record is from RefSeq and is a predicted model, not a curated record. The coding region runs from base 160 to 1764 and encodes 534 amino acids. The transcript has 7 exons. Gene Ontology annotation, biological process: monocarboxylic acid transport; transmembrane transport. Gene Ontology annotation, molecular function: monocarboxylic acid transmembrane transporter activity.
GCACUUAUGAGCUGAGAGAGCACAGCAUUGGCAGGUCACCAACAAAGUGUGUUUAUUAUCCUUAACCUAAAAAACAGAAAUGAACUGGUGUCCCACUCUGUGUGAAUUCUCCCACGCUGUGCCCAGAAUAGGCUCCAGUUCCACCAUGGCCCUGCAAAGAUGGUUACUAAAGCUUUGACAUCAGUGAUCAUGGUAUGGUGGAUCUUCAGAUUAGGCGGUUGCCUGGGACCUAACAUAUAUUCUGAGGUACCAGAUGGUGGCUGGGGUUGGAUUGUGGCUGUGGUCUUUUUUAUUGUCGAAGUUUUCACAUAUGGAGUCAUUAAAAGCUUUGGCAUAUUCCUCAAUGACCUGAUGUUUGAGUUUAAUGAAACCAACAGUCGAGUUUCAUGGAUUAUCUCAAUAAGUGUCUUUGUAAUGACAUUCACAGCACCGCUUUCGACUGUGCUGAGCAACAGAUUUGGCUACCAGCCUGUUGUAGUUCUGGGGGGAUUCUUAAUUUGCCUGGGAACAAUAUCCACUGCAUUCACCAGCUGCAUCAAUCAGAUAUACGUCACAAUUGGAAUUGUUUCAGGAUUCGGGUACUGCUUGACUUUUCUCCCAACUAUAACCAUCCUGUCCCAAUACUUCAGCAGACGUCGAUCCCUGGUCACUGCCAUGGCCUCUACAGGAGAAUCUUUUGCUAUAUUUGCCUUUGCACCAGCAUUUACAGCACUUAAGGCACAUAUUGGCUGGAGAUACACAAUGGUGGUACUCGGAAUGUUACAAGGACUAGUCAUAUUCUGUGGACUUCUGCUUCGCCCCAUAAUAAUCAAGGCAAAGAAUACAGAGUGUUUUACCAAAGCACUGAGAAAGGACUCUAUACCUGAUACUGAACACCGCAUCUCAGUUAGCUUCAGAGACUCAAGUGCACAAUCAUCUAAGGAGUUGGAACAACUCCAAAUGGGGGGACAACAUAAAGAUGGAGUCACUUUUCAGACUUUACAAUGUGAACAGGAUUCAAAAAUGCUGUGCAAAAACAAACUCCUGGAUCUUUCUGUGUUAAAGGAGGGCAGCUUUCUAUGCUAUGCUGGAUUUGGUCUUUUUGCAACAAUGGGCUUCUUUGCUCCACAACUGUAUGUGGUGGAGCUAAGUGUGAGUAUGGGGACUGAAAGGGACAAGGCAGCAUAUAUGCUCUCAAUUAUGGCGGUGGCCGAGAUCUUUGGACGUCUCUCCAUUGGCUGGAUUCUGAGCUGUGGACACAUUAGGAAGAUAUUUGUCCUGCUUGGAUGUGUGUUGCUAAUAUGUCUAGUGUUAGUGCUCUUUACAGUGGUAGAGGGCUUUGGAGGACUGGCCGUCUGCUGUGUCUUGUAUGGCUUCCUGUUAGGCAAUAUCGCAUCCACUCACAUCCCCAUGCUGGCCGAGGAUGACCUAGUGGGCAUCGACAGAAUGCCCUUAGCUGUAGGUGUCUAUGUAUGCAUCCAGAGCUUCGCAGGACUUACUGGGCCACCUUUAGGAGGUUUUUUGGUGGACAUCACACAGAAAUACAGCUCUGCCUUUUACUCCUGUGCUGCUGGUACAGGGAUAGGCACCCUCUUUCUAGCUCUGGUACGUCCAGCAAAGACAGGUUUUCUGUGCACAAAAAAAGAUCUUGGCACUUGCCAAAACAACCUUGCUGAUGAGCACAAAGGUCAGGAUAAGUUCAUGACUGAAGAAUUUCUAAAGGUGGACAUUCUACCUGAUUCACAAGGUCCAUCCUUGAAAGAACCAGUAAACACUUUAACUUAGUUGGCAAAAUUUCAGAAAUUGGUGAAUGUCUGGUCAUGGAACAGCAUUGGGCUACAUGUUACACUGAGGCAAACUGAGGUAAAACUGAUUAAUUACUUGUAUUUAAAAACAAUUUUAAAGUGGCUUAGAAUGAGGCUGUUGUUCCAUGCCCCUUCCAGAUCUCCCCCUUCUUGUCUAUCGAUCAUUUGCAGGUAAGAUUCAGAUUGGCCUGGAGGCCCACCCUUAAUGUUAAGCAAUAAUUUCAAACUACAGAUCUCUUGUUGAUAAGCCUUGAUGAUCCUCCUACAUGCACCAGAUCUAUUAAUUAUUUAUGUACCUGACAAAAAGUUGAAUCAUUUGUGUUAAAUACAGAUGAAAAAUUAUUUAUAAUGUA